AUGAAAAUCAAUAGAUGCUCACGAAAAUUGGAAAUGAAGCCAUUCAAAGGUGUUUCUGGUAGACGCUGCAAGCGCAAAUCAAAGUGCACAAAGGUUGAAGUCAAGCAAGAGCCGGUGAUUAAAGAAGAGCUCAAUGACGGUGACGAUGACAUUAACAUACCACGGCCGACAGUUGAUGGAAGAUAUCUUGCGAAUUACGAAGGACCGAUCGAUUUUGCUGAUGACUUCGAUCAGAUCAAAGAUGAGGUCAAAUGUGAAGAAGAAGAGACGGGCAGAGAAAAAGAAUCGGCACCGUGUGAACGAUUGGAUGACAGCGCCGCCGCCAACGAUGAUGACAACGAAGAGCCAAUUGGUGACGCCAUCGAUGUUAAACCUACGAAACCAGUCGGCAGAGGAAAGAAGCGAAAUAAAGCAUCAAAAAACCAGAGCAAACGAACGAUUCCCAGGAAUCAAGCGGCCAAAAAGCAAAAGAAAAGCAAAUGCCAUGUGUGCAAUCAUUUGGCAAGUAACAAUUCCAACCUCAAAAUUAUGAAUCUUAAAGUGUCCGUAUUUUUGUUACAUUUUUCCACCAUAUUGGCGCCAAUUGGCCACAAUGCUGCCAAAUUAUUUAUUGUUGCAGCGAGCGAUAUUGAGCCAACAGAGUUCGUAGCAUCGCACAAUGAAUUCGAUCGCCUAAAAUCAACAUCUAUUUUAUAUGGCGUUGUUGACAUAGCAUCAAAUCGUCCACAAGCGACACACCAAUGCCACCGAGAAUUGAAACAAAUCUAUGAUGGAAUUCAUCGGAAGGAAAUAUGGGCGAUAAAAGCUUUGGAUUCGUCUGCAAUGCCAGUUCCCGGAUUCGUUCUUGGUCACAACUUUUGGAUGGGUUCAAUACAAGGCUGUCACGCGGUACAAAACCCACCACCACUCACAAUAUCAAAUCGUUUCAAACGAUUUGCACAUAGUGAUUUGUGGUCGGCAACUGCACCAUUUGAUAUCGAUUAUCGAAUGGUUUACGCAGAGCAUCGUUCGCCGUUUCAAGUUCAAGUGGAAUUCCUGUUGGAGACAAAUAAAAUACUUCAUGUGGGGCUUUGUCUACCCCGAUCCUGUUCCAAUGGUGAAAUUGCCAAUUUGACGCAAGAAUUCUUCGAUUCAUCCAUAUUGAGCGCUCAAAUUAUGCACGAUCACCAGCCAAAUGUGCUGCAAGUUAAGGAUCUUAAUGCCAAAACAAAUUUGAUGGAUAAAUGGAGCUUCCGAUUGAUUGGAUUCUGUGUGGGUUUCUCAUUGUUAAUGAUGGUGAUCGGAUACAUGAGAGAAGGCAGUGCGUAUGAUGAGGCAGCAAAAACAGAGAACCCCAUUGAAACACGAAACGUGUCAUCUGGCCUUGUUAAAAAUUCUCCUUCAACUCCACCAGACUGUCCCAAAAUCAGUGCACCAAAGAAUCUGUUCCUCGAUGAAAUUGUCGAAUGUUUUUCGCUGCGAAAGAAUAUUCAAAUGCUUACCAAUUUUGAAACGCCCGCCAAUGCGGUGCCCAUCGUUGAUGGUUUAAAAUCGAUUGCUUGUUUUUCGGCUGUGAUUUUACAUGUGUAUUGGUACAAUCAUUUUACGGUGCAUAAUGCCGCGAUGAUGUUUUCAUAUGGUGAGCAGCCCUUGUGGCAGUGGGUUAUGACAGCAUCCACCAUUAUUGAUGUUUUCUUUACCAUUAGUGGUCUUCUGCUUACAUACAAUUUUCUGCUCAAUCAAUCGAAGCUGAAUGAAAUUAAAAACAAUAAUCUCUUACAAAAUUUGAAAUUGUUUGGAAAACAGAUGCUAAACCGGUACAUAAGACUGACGCCAAUGUAUUUGAUUGUUAUUGGCUGUGUGGAAAUCAUAACAUUGCGAUUGGUAGAAACAUCGCCGUUCUGGAUUCAUGAUCGAAACGAUGUAAACUGCAGUGAAUUUUGGUGGAGAAAUCUAUUGUAUAUCCAAAAUUUCUUUAGUUUAGAAAAAAUGGGUGUAAAUUGGUCGUGGUACCUGGCGUGCGAAAUGCAAUUCACCAUUUUGUCAACCGCAUUGCUGUUCAUUUAUGCAAAAUAUCCAAAUGCAGCAAAGCUAAUGUUCUGUUCGCUAUUUGCAAUAUGCGUUGGUUUGCUCUUUUCAGUCUCCAUCUUUAUAAAAUUCACACUCUCCUAUGAUGUUCUUCAUUCAUUACUAUCUGACAUUUAUAUUCGGCCAUGGACACGAGUCCUUCCGUAUCUUGUUGGAGUUGCAGCUGGCUAUGUCAUGUACAUGAUGAAGGGUAAAUUGCCCUUGGGUGAAAAAACCAUCAAAAUAACUUGGAUCGUGAUGAUAACAAUUCCUAUUCUUUGCCAUAAAUCGACAAUAAACCCUAACACAUCGUAUGUUACGACCGCGUUUGCGCUUACAAUCAUGCGUAUUUUGUAUCCGGCGUCAAUAUCAUGGAUGAUUCUGGCCAGUCAUGCAGGAUAUGGUGGCCGCUUUGCCAAGUUUCUAAACCAUCCAAUUUUCGUGCACAUCAACAAAUUGUCGUAUGGAAUUUAUCUGCUAAAUCCAGUUGUUAUCAUUUUGGUAUAUGGAUGGCAAGAUCACAGCACGCAUAUCGAUCCAGUUUCAAUGGUGGUAAUGACAACUGGAAUUAAUGUCUACAUUUAUCUAGCGUCGGUGGUGUUUUCACUCUUGUUCGAAAUACCAUACACAAAGCUUUCGGCAAUAAUCUUGAGGCAAUCAUCAUUAAAACGAAAAAUGGUGGCAUGUCCAUCAAAACCAACCGAACUAAUUGGAGCGAAGAAAAUGCUUUGA
This is a messenger RNA of Sitodiplosis mosellana (orange wheat blossom midge), 2778 nucleotides long. RefSeq names its product O-acyltransferase like protein-like. Gene Ontology annotation, molecular function: acyltransferase activity, transferring groups other than amino-acyl groups. The coding region runs from base 1 to 2778 and encodes 925 amino acids. The record is from RefSeq and is a predicted model, not a curated record. Lineage: Eukaryota; Metazoa; Arthropoda; Insecta; Diptera; Cecidomyiidae. The transcript is spliced from 13 exons.